This is a messenger RNA of Lymnaea stagnalis (great pond snail), 5449 nucleotides long. Lineage: Eukaryota; Metazoa; Mollusca; Gastropoda; Lymnaeidae. The record is from the annotation of a GenBank genome assembly.
UGAAACUGACGUUGUAUUCGUCUAUGGUGUUUCAUUAAAAGAAAAGGAAAUGCCAUCACAACGAUGGGACGGACAGCUGUAUGUGUUUGGCGCGAUGGAGUCUCCCCUCCAUCUCCGGAGUCAGGUCACCACAGGUCAGUGCUUAAAAUCAUGUUAACUUAUUACUAGCCAGUGUUUAUAAAAAUGUUAAAUUUUUACUGGUCAGUGUUUAAAAGAAUAUAAACUAUGCACUUUUGUUGAGAUAAGGGCCAAACUUCCGCCCCCCCCUCUUCCUUUUCCUUUCUUUUCCUCACUGCAUUGUUGUGACAACAUAUUGCUACAGCAGACUGUGACAACAGAUUGUGACAACAGAUUGCUACAACAGACUGUGACAACAGAUUGUGACAGCAUACUCUGACAACAGAUUGUGACAGCAUACUCUGACAACAGAUUGUUACAAAAGAUUUGUUAUCUUUCUCUUAUGUCCCUUGUGUAGAUAUUAGUAUAAUGACAGUAGUAGUCGAAAUGUUGACGUCUGUAAAAUGACAGCAGCACCUUUAAUUAAACCAUAAGUUUGCUGUUAACUCAUCAGAAAUGGUUGUGUCCUAAGCUUUUCAUGUUUGUUAAAGAAAGUUGCCAUGAUUUAUUGAAAUGAUAUGUUUUAAUUAGAACCUAUCAUUUAGCCUAACCUUUGAGUAGCACUGGCCAGUACACCCGGUCAAUCCAAGGAUCGGAUAAGGAAACAAACCUUUAAACCACGACGAGGACAGUCAUGUCAUCCUGGAACGUUCAUAGAAAGAAAUCGAACCUUCUAUAAUAAUCUAAAAACUUCAAGAAACUUUGGAAAUAUUAAUUCUCCAAAAGUGCGAAAUGUCCCGGUAAAGUAUAGAAAUCUAUAUCCCGGAAAGAUAUAGAAAUCUAGUAUAGAAUAUAGAAAUAUAUAUCCCGGUAAAGUAUAGAAAUCGAAGUCCCAAUAAGUUAUAGAAAUUUAAUCUUUAUCUCGUUUAGGAAUAGAAAUAUAUAUCCCGGUAAGUUAUAGAAAUCUAUAUCCCGGUAAGGUAUAGAAAUCUAUAUCCCGGUGAGGAAUAGAAAUCUACAGUUCCAAAAUGAAAGCUUCCAAAGGAUACUUAUUUAAUAGUAAAUCCAUCAUUGGAAAAAAAAAUCGAAUAGAUAUCUUUUUCACUAAACUAACAUUUCCACAAACUUUUUAAUCCCAAGAAAUAUCUCUAUGAAAAUUUUAGAACUGUCUAGAACAUGCUAGAUUUUAUUUAUUGCCCACCCCCACCCCAUAAACUUGUGUCAAGUUACCCUUUUUCGUAAACAUUUUUUCGAAUACAAAAAAAUGCCAUAUUCUAGGCCGGUCCUGAGUAGGAUGGUGAUGAUUAUUUUUAAAUGCACCGAUACUUUAGUAUAGACUUAUGGAAGAAGAGGCUAUAGUGCUUGGUUUAAAUUCACGAAGAACUCAGAGCACACAGAGAACAUUAUUAGGUUGUCUUUCGUUGAUGUUAUCUAUAUAGAUUUUAUAAAGAAAAUUGUAUCCACCCUACUUCUAGCCAAGUCAUAUUUGAUCAAUCCUAUUUCUAGCCAAGUCAUAUUUGAUCAAUCCUAUUUCUAGCCAAGUCAUAUUUGAUCAAUCCUAUUUCUAGCCAAGUCAUAUUUGAUCAAUCCUAUUUCUAGCCAAGUCAUAUUUGAUCAAUCCUGCUUCUAGCCAAGUCAUAUUUUAUCCAUCCUAUGUCUAGCCAAGUCAUAUUUGAUCAAUCCUAUUUCUAGCCAAGUCAUAUUUUAUCCAUCCUAUUUCUAGCCAGGUCAUAUUUUAUCCAUCCUAUUUCUAGCCAAGUCAUAUUUUAUCCAUCCUAUGUCUAGCCAAGUCAUAUUUGAUCAAUCCUAUUUCUAGCCAAGUCAUAUUUUAUCCAUCCUAUUUCUAGCCAAGUCAUAUUUUAUCCAUCCUAUUUCUAGCCAGGUCAUAUUUUAUCCAUCCCAUUUGUAGCAAAGUUAUAUUUCAUGCAUCCUAUUUCUACCCAAGUCAUAUUUGAUCAAUCCUAUUUCUACCCAAGUCAUAUUUUAUCCAUCCUAUUUCUAGCCAAGUCAUAGUGUAUUCAUCUUACUUAUAGCCAAUUCCUAUUUGAUCCAUCCUACUUGUAGACAAGUCCUAUUUGAUCAAUCCUACUUAUAGUCAAGUCAUAAUCAUAUUUGAUCCGUCCUACUUCUAGCCAACUCAUAUUUGAUCCGUCCUACUUGUAGCCAACUCAUAUUUGAUCCAUCCUACUUCUAGCCAACUCAUAUUUGAUCCGUCCUACUUGUAGCCAACUCAUAUUUGAUCCAUCCUACUUCUAGCCAAGUCAUAUUUGAUCCGUCCUACUUCUAGCCAACUCAUAUUUGAUCAAUCUUACUUCCAGCCAAGUCAGUAUGGCGCUUUGCGUUCAAUCUGACAGCCACUUACAAAAGAGACGCUGACAUACUUUGGCCCUAUGGAUCACUACGGUACGAACCGUCUCCAAUAUCAAAUCGACCAAAUUACAGUGAGUACCUGGAUUUGACAUCGAAUUAUUUCAUGUUUUACUUUCAAACCCAAAAAAUUAUCAAAUCUAUUAAUUUUGACAAGAAAACAUUCUUAAUAUUUCUGUAAAGCUAUUGAGUCAAUCUUUUAUAAGUUUAUCUUCUUUAAGUUAAUCUUCUGUACGUUAAUCUCUUGUAACUUAAUCUGCUGUAAGUUAAUCUUUAGUAAAUGAAUCUUUUGUGCGUUAAACUUGAUGCUAUCAUCUAUGUUUUGGAAACUCUAUCCAUAACCAACGAUUUUACAUUUCGUUUAAAAAUAUAACAAUGAAGCCAUGCAGCACACUAUACUAAUCAGUAACUACAUGCCACACAGCAUACUUUACUAGUCAGUAACUACAGGCCACACAGCAUACUUUACUAGUCAGUAACUACAGGCCACACAGCAUACUUUACUAGUCAGUAACUACAGGCCACACAGCAUACUUUACUAGUCAGUAACUACAGGCCACACAGCAUACUUUACUAGUCAGUAACUACAGGCCACACAGCAUACUUUACUAGUCAGUAACUACAGGCCACACAGCAUACUUUACUAGUCAGUAACUACAGGCCACACAGCAUACUUUACUAGUCAGUAACUACAGGCCACACAGCAUACUUUACUAGUCAGUAACUACAGGCCACACAGCAUACUUUACUAGUCAGUAACUACAGGCCACACAGCAUACUUUACUAGUCAGUAACUAAUUAUAAUAAUUAUAAAGUUUAUUUGAAAAUCACGCUUCGUCACUAAAUGCUCGAAGCGCAGUACAAAGUCAACCAUAUUAAAGAGAAAUGAUAAAUCUAUAUCAUAACACAUUGAAAUACAAAACGCAACAUUAUAAAAAAACUACAUACGAGAAUACCCAUUCUAGGUUUUUCAUCCCUUGCAAUCUACAGAAUACAGGCCACAAAGCAUACUUCACUAGUCAUUUACUACAGGACUCACACAUACAUUUUUACGCACUGGCUUCUAAUGUGAGGAAUUAAUCUCUUGUUUUAAGUUAUGGCUCGUUCACACAGUACACAACAAACGAUGAUACCAUAGAGAAAUACAAUAGUAAAGUUACGACACGCAAAAACAGUUGCCAAUUACAAUUAGUAAGAUUUUAUUUAGUAAUAAUGUAAUUACAAAACAAAAGAAAUAUAAUUACAAAUCAUCAACUUACAGGGUAUGUGAAAAUCUUGUACCGGCACACAGUUGUUAGUACAAUGUGCCAAUUAAUAAUGAUGAAUGAUCAAUGCGAAUAAACACAUAUGAGGACACAAAGAAUAAUACAAUCGUCUCGUAAAGUUAAAAUAUCUCUCUGAAUCUCUCUCCGAAACCCUUUAUUUUUAUUGUGGGUCUACCGACGCGUCCAGAAACGCCUUUACUUUUCUAAUACAAUCGCGAACAUUCGACAAAACCCCACUGAGAACAAAUUAAUUAUUUUUAGUUGCUGUCGGCAUUAAAUACGACAGAUCAAAAGACUAAGCCCCGCCCAUUGUGACCACCGUCUCAUGUGAGGGUCAACCAGAGAGCACGGCACGAGAGUAGUGUGCUACAUAACAUACAUACUUGGCUUGUAACUAACUGCAGGACUCAAACAUACAUACUUGGCUUGUAAGUAACUGCAGGACUCAAACAUACAUACUUGGCUUGUAAGUAACUGCAGGACUGACACACGCAUACUUUGCUUGUAAGUAACUUCAGGACUCACACACACAUACUUGGCUGGUCAGUAACUGUAGAAGUCACACAUUCAUACUUGACUGGUAAGUACUAAAGGACUCACACACAUACUUGGCUGGUCAGUAACUGCAGAACGCACACACAUACCAUCAUGUCAUUAUUGUUCGAAGAGCUCAAUUGUCUAUGUUGUCUUCCUGGUCUAGAGGUCAUCGCUGUGUCUAAAAGAAAAACUGCCGUGUGGCUGGUCAGUAACUGCAAGACUCAGUCUAAACGUGAGCACUACGUCAAAGAAAUGAAGGUAAAGCAAAGUAACUUUAGCUAUUCAAUUUUUAUUGAUAUUUGAAGUUUGACUUGGGAAAUAACGCUGUAUUAGACAUAGCACUGACAAGCGUUGAAUGACUCGCAUCUAUUCUAUCACUGCCAUGAUAAUAUCAUAUGAUAACAAUGUCAAAUGCAGGUAAUUACCCCUUUUUGUUGUUUUUUUUUUAUGUUCCAGAAAUACGUUGACAUCGAUAUCUAUGGACGCUGUGGCCGGCCCACCAACUGCUCACGGGCAGAGUACGGUCCAUGCAUGGUUCAGUUGCUGAGUCAAUACAAGUUCUACAUCGCCUUUGAGAACUCCAUAUGCGAUGACUACAUGUCGGAGAAACUGUUCAAACUCUUCGUCCCCAACAACCACAUCAUCCCCGUCGUGAGGGGCGGGGCCGACGUUGACACGCUCCUCCCCAACAACACGUUCGUCAACGCUGAUUGGUUUAAGACGGCAAAAGACCUGGCCUUGUUUUUGAAAUCAUUAAGCACCGACAUGGAUGCGUACAGCAGAUACUUACAAGCUAAAGAUGUGUACACGAGUGAAACGCGGGAAAAAAUACUGUGUACUUUGUGUGAGACGCUGACGUCAUCGGUGUUACGACCAAGAGUUUACGACCUCAAAACAUGGCUAGACGGGCAGUGCAGGGCGCCGAGGGCUUUUACAUAAGUGUUUGAUAUCAAACAUGGCUAGACGGACAGUGCAGGGCACCGCGGGCAUUUACAUAAAUGUUUAAUCUCGAACAUGGCUAGACGGACAGUGCAGGGCACCGCGGGCAUUUACAUAAAUGUUUGAUCUCAAAAAUGGCUAGACGGACAGUGCAGGGCACCGCGGGCAUUUACAUAAAUGUUUGAUCUCAAACAUGGCUAGACGGACAGUGCAGGGCGCUGAGGGCAUUUACAUAAAUGUUUGAUAUCAAACAUGGCUAGACGGACAGUGCAGGGCACUGCGGG